GUUGAGACUUCAGGGCCCGAGACAGGUGGGAUUGGCUCCCCUGGCUCCCCUGGCUCAGGAAUGCACAGGAAAGGUCUGGGAGACAGGUAGGGGACGCCCCUGAAACCUCGAAGGGUCACGGUCGACGGGUGAGAGGUGAGCUAGAGAGGGGUUUGAGGGCCACAGGUAGGACUGUAAGCUCUGUCCCGGGGCAGUGGGAGCCACGGAAUGCUGCUGAGGGAGAGCCAGAGACAGAUGGUCCCGCACUGCCCCUGCACUCCUGGGGUCCAUUCCCCCAGGGCCCUGCAGCUGAGUGGCCGUGGUGGCAUCAGCACUGUGCUGGGCACUUUCCACGCUAGUCCUCACGCAGGCCCAUCCGUCAGUGGACACUACUGGGCCCCAUCCACAGAGGGGACACUGAGGCUCAGAAGGGGAAGCUACUUGCCAAGGUCAUGCUGUGAGCCCCGAGGCCCCCAUGCUGAGGUCAUCUCUGUUCUGCCUUUCCCAAGGCCUCUGGGUGCUUGCCAGAGUCAGGUUUGGGAAGGGGGUAAAGGUAGGAAGAUUCCUCAGAUGUUAGCAGGGCCAGCUUUCUCCAGCACCCGAGCUCCUUCCCACUUUACAGAUGAGCACACUGAGGUCCCCAGGGUCACCCUGCUGGGCCAGGGCUGAAUUUGAGUGAGAGACAGCGUAGGGCAGGAGCCUAUCUUCUCAUCUGACUGAGGCUGGAGGGUUCCAGUCUUUGAGACCUGUGCAGAAGAGGACGCCCAAGGCCCUCCCCAGGGAGUGGGAAGGGCUGGCAUUGGUGUCACAGACCUGGGUUCAAAUCCUGGCUUUGUCUCGGAUGAGCUGUGUGGUGGUGUGCAAGUCAUGAAGUCCUCUGGGCCUCGGUUUCUUUAUCUGCAGCAGGGAACACAGACCUCUCCCUUCUGUCAUUAGCACGCUUUUACUGAGCACAUGCUGGGGGCCGGGUGCCAGGCUGUUCCCUGGGGGAGGCAGCCAGCAGUCGUGGAUCCCGGGCCGAGGACGGAGACCAGGGGCCGUGGGAACCCAGCCAGGUGAGGGCAGGGAGGGAGGCAGGUGCCAGCUCCCGCAGAACCUCGUGGGUGGGCUUUAUGUGUUGGAAUUUUCCUGGAAUCAGCUGUGAGUGCCACGCUCAGGCUAAGAGUGUAGAAAGCGGAUCCAGGCUGGGGGCCGGGUGCAGUUGGGCAUCAGAGACAGCUUGGCGAGGUGCUAGAAACGGGGCAGAACCAGAGCACCCAUAGUAGCAUGGUGGACACAGAGGCCCCCCGGGUGUGGGCUGCUGGGCGGACGGGCCAGUGGGCUGGGAAGAAGCCAGUCAGGGCCAGGUGGGUAGCAGGCUGGGUGUCCAGGCCUAGAUGGGGUGAGGGUAGAGGGUGGGUGAAGUUCUAGGUGCCAGGGAGGAGCCAGGGACGUGGCUGUUGAAGUGUGGUCAGCCUGGGGCUGAUACAGAAGCCUUGGGAGGGGCCGAGAUGGUUCUAGAGGAAGCAGUUUGAGAGGGACAGAGCUGGGCCCAGGGCCUCCCCAGUGCGUAGAGUCAGGGAGUGCGGGAGAGCCAGGCGCGGGCCCUCUGCCCAGGGUGACAGUGUUUUCUAGGAGGACGCGGCUGGGCUUGGGUCUGCCGGAGAAUCUGAAUUCCAGGAGUUGUGGAGGGUGGGGUGCGGGUGGCUGGAGGGAGGGCUGAGCUCCUGUCUUCUCCCAGAAGUCAGCACCUAAGUCUGUCCCCAGAAAGAGGAGGCCCCAGGGAGGAAGGUGUUUGCCAAGGAGGCAGAAACAUUUGCAUGCAUAACAAGGCCGAAGUGAGGGAGAGAAAAAGGGGGGGGGAGAGAGAGAGAGAGAUGAAAAGAAAUUACCAUACAUCAGGAUCUUGUUAUUCAACCUAAUUUUCAAAGGACCACAGCUGUCGCACUGAGAUAAUCCGUUAAUUAUAACAGCCAUCGUGCUUUGGCAAUGGGAGAGAAACCGAGGCCGGGAACAGGCUGAGUGGAUGGAGCAGGCCUGCGAGGGCCUGGACCUCAGGGAAGGGGCAGGGCAGGGCCGAGGGGCUGCUCUUGGGGGUCAGGUCUCAGCCUUCCUCACUGUAAUGGUUACAGCCAUGGACGGCGAGGUCCUACACGUGCCAGGCGGGUGCCAGGCUCCUGGUCGGGGUCAGGAGGUAUCUGCAGCAGCUGACUUUACUGAGCAGUUACUAUGUGCCAGACCCUGCUCUGUGGCUGUUCCCUCUGGCUGGUCUCCUUCCUGCCCAUUUUACUGGAGAGGAAACUGACACGCAGCAGCCUGCCAGGGCGAUGGUUAAAUGGGCAGCCUGGAUUAGUGGGGAUGUGGUCGUAAGGAAGGGCCAGUUUCACUGAGUCGGUCACCAGGCGUUGGUGGACGUGGAGCUGACAUCGUCCAGGGCCCCCUGGUUUUGCCCAGCUAGCCAUGGCCAGAGUCACCGGUGCACCCCCCCCCCCCGGCGUUUCCGGGGCCGAGGCAGCCCCUGGGCCCUGACAAGAGUCCCCUUGUUCUCAGAGCUGCAGCUGCGGCCCCCACCGGAGUGGCACCCGCCCUUCAGAGCCUCACAGGCUGGGCCGAGGAGAAGGUUUCCCACUGGCCAGGAGCCUCGUGCAGUGCAGACCCCUUGUGACCCUGGCUGGAGGUGGUGAGGAGACAGGUCUCUGGGCUGUGGCCCUGGGUUGGGUCCCUCAGCCCGGCCAGCAGGACGCCAGGGUGCAGGGCCCUAGGGCCUGGUUAGGGAGCAGGAGCACAGGCAGUGUGAGGGGAGCUGGUGAGGAGAGGGGCUGUCCCAGACCCCGAGAUCCCUGUGGCUCUCUGCCCAGCAGCAGGCCUCGGCCUCUGGGGCUAGAAGUUCCUGUUCGGACCCAGCAGGGACCCCAGACUUGACCCUGUAGGGUUCAGAGUAAGAGCAGGCCCCACAGACUGCCAGACAGGUCUGAGAGGCGCUGGGGUGCUCUCCUGACUCGGGGUCCUCAGGUCUCGGAGUGCUUAAAACCAUGGAGAAGUGUGACCCAGGGGUGGAGACUCAGCAGCAUUCGGGAGCCCAGAGUCCCAGAUGUACCCUGUGUGCUCUCAAGUGCCACGCUCAGUGCCAGGGACCCUGAGAAGGGCAGACCCACACUGUCAGUGUCCCAGAGCCCUCGGCCAGGAAGGAUGAAGCAGGGUGGGGGAGCCUGUGCGCCCCUUGGGUCCCAGAACGGGAGGCUCAUGGAGUCCCCCAUGCAGGUGGGGAGUUAGUUGUUCCCCCUCUGCAGGAGCCCAAGACCAGGACACCCUAUGCCAGGGAGCCAGGGUGGAGGGUGGGGCCCUCGCUCUGCCCUGUAUCAUACAGACCCAGCGCAGCUACAGUUCACGGAGUUGUCAGUGGAUUCUGGAAGGAGGUUUUGAAUAUAGGCAACUAACAAUGAAAAGUGUAAUCCUUGUCUGGAGUUGCCGGGGUGCCCCAAAAUCUCAUGAGCAGGGUCUGACGCUGUCUGUGGAGGGGAAGCCACUGAGUAGCAGUUGGAGGACCUCAGUUUCCUCUUCUGUAAAGUGGGUACAGUGAUAGCUCUGACUCUAGGGCUUAUACUGAGGACUGAGUGGACAUAGGAGCUGGGAGGUGUCUAGGCCCCAGGACAACUGUCCUGCUUGCUGGCUCCUCCUCGGAGCCUCUGAGCUCUGAGCUCUCAGCCCCAAACCCCAUUCUCCCGUGGGCUCUGACCUGUUGCUCUGGCUGGGGACAGCCCUGAGGGUGUGGGAAGGCAGGGAGUAGCCAACAGGACGAUGGAGGCGGAGGCAGGGCUGGGGUGGGCCUAGCCAGCGCCUGGUACAUAGUAGGUGCUCCAUAAAUGUUUAUUGAAUGAAUGAAUGGAGGCCAUGCAGGCAGAGGCAGCCGUGGUGCACAGGCACUGGUGAAAGCGGGUCCAGUGGAGACUGGAACCAGGUGACAGAUGGGUCUUUUCCUUCCUGCCCCCCGUCUCUCUGCUCUCCUGCAGAGCUGCGCCCUGCUCUCCGGUGGGAACUGUCUGAAGCUCUGAGCCCAGACCUGGAGGAGGAGGAGGAGGAGGAGGAGGAAGAAGAGGACCAAGGAGAGGAAGUCCAAGCCUGAGACCCUGUGCGCCUUCCCAGCAGGAGUCAAGGAGCACCGCGGGGAGCUGCCCUCGAUUCCCCACACCUCAGCUAGUCCCGGGGUGCCCGCUCAGCCUCCUGAAAGGUCCCCAGCAGUUGGAACCGGCUGUGACCACCUUGCCUGGGACCCCCGUUCCAGGGGUUGCCCCCAAGAUGGUGGCGGCCCCAGGGAGGACUGUGCCGCCAGCCCCAGCCUCCAGCCUCUAGGUCCCUGAGCUCCGACCCCUCGCCCCCCCCCCAGCCACCUGGGGGCCGAGGCCAGCACCAUGCUGCGCCUGGGGCUGUGCGCGGCGGCGCUGCUGUGCGUGUGCCGGCCAGGCGCGGUGCGUGCGGACUGCUGGCUCAUCGAGGGGGACAAGGGCUACGUGUGGCUGGCCAUCUGCAGCCAGAACCAGCCGCCCUACGAGACCAUCCCUCAGCACAUCAACAGCACUGUGCACGACCUGCGUCUGAACGAGAACAAGCUGAAGGCCGUGCUGUAUUCCUCGCUCAACCGCUUCGGGAACCUCACGGACCUCAACCUCACCAAGAACGAGAUUUCCUACAUCGAAGACGGCGCCUUCCUGGGCCAGUCCAGCCUGCAGGUCCUGCAGCUGGGCUACAACCGCCUCAGCAACCUGACAGAGGGCAUGCUGCGGGGCAUGAGCCGCCUGCAGUUCCUCUUCGUGCAGCACAACCUCAUCGAGGUGGUCACCCCCACCGCCUUCUCCGAGUGCCCGAGCCUCAUCAGCAUCGACCUGUCCUCCAACCGCCUCAGCCGCCUGGACGGCGCCACCUUCGCCAGCCUGGCCAGCCUGAUGGUGUGUGAGCUGGCCGGCAACCCCUUCAACUGCGAGUGUGACCUCUUUGGCUUCCUCGCCUGGCUCGUGGUCUUCAACAACGUCACCAAGAACUACGACCGCCUGCAGUGCGAGUCGCCUCGGGAGUUUGCCGGCUACCCGUUGCUGGUGCCCCGGCCCUACCACAGCCUCAACGCCAUCACCGUCCUGCAGGCCAAGUGCCGCAACGGCUCGCUACCCGCCCGGCCCGUGAGCCACCCUACGCCCUACUCCACCGACGCCCAGCGGGAGCCGGAUGAGAACUCGGGCUUCAACCCCGACGAGAUCCUCUCGGUGGAGCCGCCGGCCUCGUCCACCACGGAUGCGUCCACGGGGCCCGCCAUCAAGCUGCACCACGUGACCUUCACCUCGGCCACCCUCGUGGUCAUCAUCCCGCACCCCUACAGCAAGAUGUACGUCCUGGUCCAAUAUAACAACAGUUACUUCUCUGACGUCAUGACGCUCAAGAACAAGAAGGAGAUCGUGACUCUGGACAAGCUGCGGGCGCACACCGAGUACACCUUCUGCGUGACUUCCCUGCGCAACAGCCGCCGCUUCAACCACACCUGCCUGACCUUCACCACCCGGGACCCCGUGCCCGGAGACCUGGCGCCCAGCACCUCCACCACCACGCACUACAUCAUGACCAUCCUGGGCUGCCUCUUCGGCAUGGUCAUCGUGCUGGGCGCCGUCUACUACUGCCUCCGCAAGCGCCGCAUGCAAGAGGAGAAGCAGAAGUCCAUCAACGUCAAGAAGACCAUCCUGGAGAUGCGCUACGGUGCCGACGUGGAUGCGGGCUCCAUUGUGCACGCCGCUCAGAAGCUGGGGGAGCCCCCUGUGCUGCCCGUGGCCCGCAUGUCCUCCAUCCCCUCCAUGAUUGGGGAGAAGCUGCCCACCUCCAAGGGACUGGAGGCCGGGCUGGACACGCCCAAGGUGGCCACCAAAGGCAACUAUAUUGAGGUGCGCACGGGUGCUGGGGGGGAUGGACUGGCUCGGCCGGAGGAUGACCUCCCAGACCUCGAGAACGGCCAGGGCUCUGCUGCCGAGAUCUCCACCAUCGCCAAGGAGGUCGACAAGGUGAAUCAAAUCAUUAACAACUGCAUCGACGCCCUCAAACUGGACUCGGCUUCUUUCCUGGGGGGCAGCAGUGGCGGCGGGGACCCCGAGCUGGCUUUCGAGUGCCAGUCCCUCCCCGCGGCCACCGCCACCGCCACGGCCGCCGCGCCCGGGGCGUUGGAGCGGCCCAGCUUCCUCUCUCCGCCCUAUAAGGAGAGCUCGCACCACCCGCUGCAGCGCCAGCUCAGCGCCGACGCCGCCGUCACCCGCAAGACCUGCAGCGUGUCGUCCAGCGGCUCCAUCAAGAGCGCCAAGGUCUUCAGCCUGGACGUGCCUGAUCACCCGGCCACCUCGGCGCUGGCCAAGGGCGACUCCAAGUACAUCGAGAAGGGCAGCCCGCUCAACAGCCCGCUGGACCGGCUCCCGCUGGUGCCCUCGGGGGGCAGCGGGGGCAGCGGCGCGGGCGGGGGCAUCCACCACCUGGAGGUGAAGCCGGCGUAUCACUGCAGCGAGCACCGCCACAGCUUCCCCGCGCUCUACUACGAGGAGGGCGCCGACAGCCUCAGCCAGCGCGUGUCCCUCCUCAAGCCGCUGACCCGCUCCAAGCGAGACCCCACCUACUCGCAGCUCUCCCCCAGACACUACUACUCGGGGUACUCUUCCAGCCCCGAGUACUCCUCCGAGAGCACGCACAAGAUCUGGGAGCGCUUCCGGCCCUACAAGAAGCACCACCGCGAGGAGGUGUACAUGGCCGCCGGCCACGCCCUGCGCAAGAAGGUCCAGUUCGCCAAGGACGAGGACCUGCAUGACAUCCUCGAUUACUGGAAGGGGGUCUCGGCCCAGCAAAAGCUGUGACCCCUCUCCUCCCUGGUGAGGCUGGAGGGGGGGGCGGGGCGCUCGGGAAGGGCCCUCCCACAGGGUGGCGCCGGGCCAGGCAGCGCACCGAGGGCCCCGGGGGCUCGGAGUGGACGCACACGCACACCCGCACGCACGCACCACGCACACACACCUGACCACCACCUGACUGUGAACCAACCAACACCCGACAAUAACGGACAGGAAAACAAAGACACAUUUUCCUUAAAGUUUACAAACUGAUACCGAAACCAGGCGUCUUUACUGUGCUGCCCAGGGACUCUGCCGGGGUGUGUGGGGCUGGGGACUAGGACAGGUGACGAGGAAGCCAGGAGGGUGUGGGGCUGAGGGAGCUGAGACCAAGGACAGGAUUGGGGGCAAAGGGAACUGAGGUGGAGAUGGACUGACAUGGUCCUCAGGGUGGGGACCGGACAGGUGGACACUGGACACAGGAUGGGCACUGUCAUUCCCUUCCUCUCUGGAUGGCCCAGGGAAAGGAAGUGGUGGCCCCUUGGCCACACAGCGGGUCAGUCUCAGUCUCCCACCUUUCCAGCCCAGUGCUGCCUCCGCCCAGCUGCUCCCCUGGGCUCCCCAGCUGGUCCACUCCUCACCCCAUCAAGGUUGAGGUUUCUGGGGCUGAGGGUUGUGAGAAUCAGGCAGGUGCUUUUCCUCUCUAGAAAGUCCACGGAAGCACCCUUGAGGUCUGGGGCGGUGGCUCAUAAUUCUAGGAGGUCCCCCUAGCAGGAAGGGAGCAGGGGCGAGGGGACAGGCCACCAAACUCCUUCAAGUGUCUUCCAAGUAGCUCGGGAGCUGCCUGGGGUGGGUGGGGGCAGAUCAUGUCCCUUGGCAUCUCAGGUGCAGGCCCUAGGCCCCAGGCUCCCAGCUCCCCUGGGCCUUGGGGGACCCGCACCUUCCCAGAGGUGUGACAGUGAACUGUGUAGCCUGAGGGAAGCAGGGAAGUGGCGUGGAAUGGCGGGGGACUUCCUGCCUGCACCUCACAUCCUGCCCCUGCCUGGCAUCCACCUCCGGGUCUCUGGACAGGUCUUAGCUUGCCCACAGGAAGGAAGGUGCCUGAUACCCCAUCUUUGCCUCGCCUCCUGGCCAGAGGGGCUCCCAUGUUUCCAUGGAAAUGGCCACUUCCCUUUCUGACCCUCACCCAACAUCAAACGAAGCACAAACAGUGAGGUCCUCCCCCACUGCCCUGCGGGGUGGGGGGAGCAGGUUGGGUUUUCGGCCCCGCCCCCUCCCUAGCUAGCCCAUCACCAUGGCAACCCGGUGCCUGUCAGUUGGUGCCCAGAGUCAGCAGCCGUUGGGCUCUGGGGUUCUCUCAGUGUGGGUGGCAGCUGAGCACAGUGAGGGAGGGCAGGGCAGGGCUGGGCCAUGGCUGCCUUUCUCAAGAAGGGGGUUUCUGGGGACAAGUCCCAGGGAGGAGCAGUUCUGGGGCCUUGAGACCUGGGACCGUGAGCGCCAGCAGGCUGAGGGGCCGAGCCAGGGUCCCUUCCCUUGUGUGGGAGGUGGGUCGGUGAGUGUGGGCCGGACUCUCCUGGGUGGCUUUGGGCACCCUGCCCGUGUGCCCUCAGCUCCCCUGCCCCUCUGCGUGGGGGAGCCUUCUCUGCUCUUCCCUGUCCCUGCCAGGGCUCCCCAGCUCCUGGCUUGUCACCUUUUUGAGCUUCUUGGGACAGCAGGACACACUGGGGUGAGGGUAGACACUGGCGAGGGGUGGGGGGACUGAGACUUGUACUGCGGGUGGAGUGCCAUCUCUGGGGUGGGACACCGACCCCCAAAUGCUAGGGGGGCUACAGGGGGCGGGGAGGGGGUCAGCCGAGCACUUAGCAUUGUCACCUCGGGGGUGAGCUGAGCCCAGGCUAGGGGUAACAUUUGCAAAGAAAAAGACUGUUCUCCUGGGGAACGGAGGGCUUGGGCUGGCAUGAUCGUGCAGGGCAGACCUCCCCAACCCUAGACCGCGGCCUCUCCUCACACUCAGUUGGCGGGCUGGGAAGCCAGCGGGGUGGGAAGCAGGCUCCCUGUUACAUUUGCAUGACGAUUUUACUGUAUUUUUCUGAGCAAACAUCUGUCGUGUAUGUGCCAGUCUGUCCAGUUUCCCCCCUUCCCUUCCAGCUUCCCUCCGUUUGGAUCUAAGCAGCUCUUGAAACCCAGGGAGGGGCCAGCUCUGCCAGUGACCCAAAACAGGUGCCACCGAAACACAGCCCCGACCCCCGGCUCCUGUCUUUCUGGGCAUCAGGCCCACAAGUGCCACCUCCCUGCUCCCUUCGUCUCUCCACGACCAUCUCUUUUGUCCUCUGUGUACCUCUUCCUUCCGGGUCCCUUUCCACCUCCACGCCAGGGAGGGUGGCCGUAGGGAUGUCUGGAGAGGGAAGCCCCAUUUCAGUGCGGGGGGAGGACCUUCACAGUCCCUCUCAUGUGCUCCAGUUGUCCCCAUUUUGCAGGCGAGGUGACUUGCAGGUUAGGGGGACGGGGUCAGUCCCACCGCUGGAGACAAGAGGCCAAGAGCUUGGGGCUUUGUGGACAGCUGGGACGAGUGAUGGGAGGGACAGGGAGCUGCCAGGUGCCCGGCCCGGGCCCAGGAAGGUUCCCAGUGGCAGCUUGGGUGCUGUCUCUGCCCUUCUGCCAUCAUUCCUUCUUGGAGACCUAUAAACCCUCAGGCCAGUUCAUUUUAGGGGGCUUUCAAGUCAAGGCUCCAUCUCAAUAGAGGGGCGUGACCCCCUUGGUUGAUCAGGCAGCCUAGAAUAAUCAGAGCACACCGUGAGACAGAGCAGGUUCUAGAUGCAGAGCUGGGCUAGGCCCCCAGCUGCCCAGGCCAGGCCAGGCCUCUCUGUGAAGAGCCCCUGCAUCUGUGUCAUUUUGGGGAUGAUUUCUCCCCCAAGCAGAAGUGAACUACAGCAACAAAAGAACAUUUACCCCCCAAGAGCCUGUGUGUGCGGGCCACGGUCCUGGCCCGGCCUGGGCAGGCUGAGAGGGUGGUGUCUUGGGUGGAGGGAAGGGGCCAGGGAGGAGUGCAGCAGGGUCCAGUGUGGGCAGCUUGGGCAAGCCAGCUGGGGAAGAUGUGGGUGCUGUACCGUGGACUCUGCCCAGGGCCCACGUGAGGCCACACCUGGGCCUGCCCAUUCCUUUGCAGCCCACUCCCCUGGGGUGGCGCAGAGGUACCCACUCUCUCUGAGAGGUCUGGGGGGGGUGAUUGUGUUAGUGGACGGCUCGUUGCAGAACAAGAAGGGCCCGUGCUCUGGGCACCAAGUGCCCUCAGCUCUGCCCCCUGCCGAGGACAGGGCAGCCCCUGGCUGAGGAAUGCUGGGGAUGACGGGUGGCGAUGGCCAAGACACACUUGGGCAGGUCUGGCGCAGGCCACUCCCGAGGGUGCCUGGGGCCAGCUGGGUGAAGAGUGUGGGACUGGCCAGGGCCCCUGAUCCUGCUGACUCCCUGCCCCACUCUGGGAAAUUUAACAGAAGGGGAGACAAAGGCAGUGCAGAGAAAUGGAAAGGCCUGUAGAAAACAGUGACAGCAAGGGGACAGACAGGGCCAGGGUGACGGAACCCCUGAUUAUAAGGAUAAAGUGAAGGGACAGACAGACAGAUGUUUUCCAGUGGUGAGCCCUAUGCAGGGAAGGAAAAUAGGGGGACGGGCUGGGGGGGUCCCUUGCCCCUUAGAGGAAGAGGCAGACAGCUGCAUCCUCAGGACACGGGGCUGCAGAAGGGGCCAGCAGCUGUGACAAAGAGAUUAGGGCCUGGAGCGGCUGGCUGGUACCCUCCUGCCGCCAGCACCAGCCUGGCCUUGGCUGGGGUGUGGCUGCAUGCGAAGCCGUCUCUGCCCAGCGCAGUCUGCCCUCUAUGGCAAGACGGCUGCCCCCAGGGCCCUGCGUCCCAGGACGGGGACUUCCUUCCAGCUCUUGGAAGACAGAGUCAGUCUGUCCCCUUUGGGUUUUCCUUAGAGGUCAGUCACUCCCAGGGAGAGGGCAAGGGGCCCUGGGGCUGUCUGGGCAGGGUCUGGGCCGCCUCUUCCACGCCUCUGCCCCUCUGCCAAGCACACACAGGCCUGGGGCAGGGGUUCGGGUCCAGCAGCGGCGGCCAUCCUCUCCUCCUUGUCCCUGUCCUCCUCAGGGGCCGCCAGGCCCCUGGUGUGCUGUGACCUGGCACCUGCUUUGAGCUCUACAGAGCUGGGCUCGAGGCCCUGAACUCCGAACCUGUGAACCCCAGCUGUGUACGGACCCUGUCUCCCUCUGGGGGCCUUGAUCCUGCUCCUUUUCAUUUAUGGGGGUAACUUCAUUUAUUUUCUCCUCCCUCCAUCUGCCCUCCACCCCCAUUUCCUGUUUUAAACUGAAUGGCACGAAAUUGUUUUCCUCAACUCGGAGAUUCCUGUAUGGAGAGAAUCAAUUUCUAUAUUUGCAAUAAAUUUCUUAUUUAAAACAA
Messenger RNA from Cavia porcellus (domestic guinea pig), 11251 nucleotides. RefSeq names its product extracellular leucine rich repeat and fibronectin type III domain containing 2 (gene Elfn2). Gene Ontology annotation, molecular function: protein binding. The transcript is spliced from 2 exons. The record is from RefSeq and is a predicted model, not a curated record. Gene Ontology annotation, cellular component: plasma membrane. The coding region runs from base 4368 to 6830 and encodes 820 amino acids. Lineage: Eukaryota; Metazoa; Chordata; Mammalia; Rodentia; Caviidae.